AUGCUCAGACGUGCUACUUUUCUUCGCCUUGCUCUCGGUGCAUUGGUACUGGUUCUGGAAGUAAUUCCUGCUACGGCAAAGCCUACUCCUGUUGCGAAGCGGGCAGACCCGACAGUCCAGCUCGACGAAGCGACCGUGACAGGCGUCGCGGGAAUUCUAACAAACUCGUGGCUCGGAAUACCAUUCGCUCAGCCUCCUGUGGGUUCACUGCGCUUCCAGCUCCCACAGCCCCUCCCGAGUUACAUCACGAGCUUCUCCGCGACAACAUACGGCCCGGCGUGCCCGCAGCAAGACAUCUCGAUUCCUCUUCCGUCUGUGUUACCGGCGGAGGCGGUCGCGGCGAUCAACAACGUUACUACCUUGAUAUACGACGUGGUCACGGCGAGCUCGGAGGACUGCUUGACCAUCAACGUCGUCGCUCCCGCUGAUGCAACGCCAGAAUCGAAAUUACCUGUCAUUGCGUGGAUAUUUGGAGGAAGCUUUGAGGGUGGCAGCUCUAGCAUAUACCCCGGAUCGGUGAUUGUGGACAAGUCGACUGAGCUCGGUGUUCCUGCUGUAUACGUCAGCAUGAACUAUCGCGUAUCGGCAUUCGGUUUCCUCGCCAGCCAGGAAGUGAAAGACGCAGGCGCCGGGAAUUUGGGUUUGCAUGAUCAGAGAUUGGCGCUGAAAUGGAUACAGAAGUACAUCAGCAGCUUCGGCGGCGACCCGAGAAAGGUGACCAUCUGGGGCCAUUCCGCCGGGGCCAUCUCCGUCGCCCUUCACAUGCUCACAAACGGCGGGGACACUGAGGGUCUGUUCCGUGCCGCAUUCAUGCAGUCUGGUUCGCCAAUCCCUGUUGGCGACAUCACGCAUGGACAGCCAUACUACGACUUCUUGGUUGACCAGACAGGAUGCACCGGCUCAAACAACACCCUUGAAUGUCUCAGGGACGUCGAAUACGAGGCUUUGAUUAACGCGAUAAAUGAAACUCCAAAUAUCUUGAGCUAUCAGGCAAUCGCUGAUCUUGGCCGGCUUGUUCUGCAAGGAUCCGUCGCAGACGUACCGUUUAUCACUGGUGACUGCUACGACGAAGGCACACUAUUCUCCCUCUCCACUUUGAACAUUACCACAGAUUCUGAUCUUUAUACUUGGCCCAAAACGUACUGGGUGCCCAACGGUACACAGUCUGAGAUCGAGGCAGGCAUGGCCUUGUACCCAUCCGACCCGGCGGACGGCUCGCCGUUCAAUACAUCCGACUUGUAUGCACUCACGCCCGAGUUCAAGCGCAUCGCCGCGGUGCAGGGUGACAUCGUCUUCCAAGCGCCGCGUCGCCUGUUUCUGGAGAGUCAGUCCGGAAAGCAGCCGACGUGGGCAUAUUUGAGCAGAAGGUACAAGUGGGUACCUGUACUUGGAUCUGACUAUCUCGUCCGGUUUGCGGCGAACCUCGACCCGAGCGGCGACACGGGCAUCGAAUGGCCGCGUUACACGACUGAGUCGCCCAAGUUGCUCACUUUUCUCGACGGGCUUGCCCCGCUGGAGAUCACCCAAGACACGUAUCGCGCUGCGGCGAUGAAGGGCAUUACGGAUCUAACGCUGGAGUAUCCUAUUUAA
Molecule: messenger RNA, 1590 nt
Organism: Coniophora puteana RWD-64-598 SS2
Lineage: Eukaryota; Fungi; Basidiomycota; Agaricomycetes; Boletales; Coniophoraceae
Product: alpha beta-hydrolase
Exons: 14
Coding region: 1-1590 (529 amino acids)
Source: RefSeq, a predicted model, not a curated record